CAUCAAGUUAAUGCACAGCAGGAGAAUGGAAAGUCUUCUGAGGUUUUCACUACUACUCUUGUUGGGCUGGAGUGGGUUUGCCAUACAAAGCACAGUGCAGGAGAAUAUCUACCAAGAUAUUGCCUGGUCUGUGGCAAAAUGGGAGGCCAUCAAAAUGCUACCACGAAAACCUAAGGAGGAAAUAUGUUUUGAGAACUUGGGAUGCUUCUCCAAUGAUGAGGGACCCAUGAGUCACCUAGAUCUCCUCCCACAAACACCAGAAGAAAUUGGGACACAAUUUAUACUGGACCACAAUGAUCCCGAACCACCUGAAACCCUUGAUCCUGAUGCACUGCAGAACUCUGGAUUUAGGCCAACUAAACCUACUAAGAUCAUUGUUCAUGGUUUUGCUUCUGAUCCAAACAAAGAUUGGAUUACAGAGCUACGACAAGGAUUCCAUGAGAAUGGCGAUUUCAAUAUCAUCACAGUAGGUUGGACUGAUGGAGCUUCGUCUCCGAACUACAUUCAAGCAGCUGUGAAUGCCCAAGUGGUAGGAAGACAGAUUGCUAACUUCAUAGCUGCAGCUGUUGCAUUAGGAAGCAACAUUGGUGACAUUCAUUUAGUUGGAGCUAGCCUGGGUGCUCAUGUUAACAACUUUGUUGCUAAUUGGCUACGUGAUACACACAAUGGACUGAAAAUUGGUAGAAUUACAGGAUUGGAUGCAGCUCGUCCAUUCUUCAAAGAUGAUCCCUCAUAUGGUCUGGACACACACUUGGAUGCAGGAGAUGCAGAGUUUGUAGAUGUAAUACACUCAAAUGCAGGACUACUCAUUGCUGGAUGCUUGGGCAUCAUUGAACCAAUAGGAACAGUGGAUUUUUAUCCAAAUGGAGGAUCAGACCAGCCUGGAUGUAACAACCUCUUCUUUGGGGCUUUAGAGGACUUUUUCACUGGGGAUGACAGCUACAUAUGCAAUCACCACAGGGCAAAUUAUUUCUUCAUUGAGUCCUUGAAAAGACCACAAUGCACCUAUACUGCUAUACCAUGCUCUGACUUGACUGACUUUGAAGAUGACUUUGUCCAUGGAUUGGGUUCAUGCUUCACUUGUGGAGAAGGGGGAUGUGGUCAAUUGGGAAUCAAUGCCCAUGGACAAUCUUCUCAAUAUCUCAUCACACUUCAUCCUGAUCAGGAAGCAGGGCACUGUGGGUUCAUGUGGCACUUGAGUAUCAAAUCCACAGAAUUGCAAGAACUCAGCACCUACGGAGAGUUCAGAGUCACACUGCAAUGGAGCACCGGCUAUACUCUUGGACCUUUUAGCAUCACAGAAGAAGAUGAGCUGAUGGAAAAAGGACAGGCAAAGGGAAGAGUUGUCAUUUCAGCAUGGGACUCUGUUCCAGUGGAAGACCCAGCCACUGUCAUACUAGAGUAUGUGGCUUAUGAUGGGUGGAUCUUUAAUGGCAAAGACCACUGGCUUCUGGAUACUCUCAUUGUGAAGGCACAGGAUGGCCGGAGUAAGCAAGAGACUUUCUGUGCUUUUGCAGCUUCUACUUCUGUGAGAAGUACUUUGAGCUCUGGACUGAAGUGCCUCAACAAGUUGUGCUUUCUACAAGCCCAUGUGACAUGA
Molecule: messenger RNA, 1600 nt
Organism: Darwinula stevensoni
Lineage: Eukaryota; Metazoa; Arthropoda; Ostracoda; Podocopida; Darwinulidae
Source: the annotation of a GenBank genome assembly